This is a messenger RNA of Dissoconium aciculare CBS 342.82, 2736 nucleotides long. RefSeq lists its product as uncharacterized. Lineage: Eukaryota; Fungi; Ascomycota; Dothideomycetes; Mycosphaerellales; Dissoconiaceae. The transcript has a single exon. Bases 1 to 2736 code for a protein of 911 amino acids. The record is from RefSeq and is a predicted model, not a curated record.
AUGCGAAGGCCAGCAACAAGUCAUCAGCGCUCCAGCCUGCUCCGGGAAAGCAUUCCAAGUUAUAUCUCCAGCAGCUACGUUUCGACGGAGGGUAGCUUGCCGGAUGCUCGGGAGUCACAAUGGCGCCAUUACUUCACUCCUCGCAUAGCCGACGAAGAAAGACCUUUCUCCAAGCGUCCCCGAACGUCAUCCGGCAUUCCCACACCAAUCAGGAGGGUAUAUCCGGACAAAAAGCAUGUACCAGUCCUGGUGUCAGCUUUCGACCUGGCAGGGCCUGCGGGCGUUGUGUUUGACAGAUGGGACAGUGAAGGAGGAAGCGAUGUUGAAGAUGAUUUUGCAUCAAGACAGUUCAACGCGAGCACACCCUCGUCGCCGCUUCCCAAUCAUGGCUCCUUCCCAGAGAAGAACAGUCCACGACGCUCUUUCUCCAUCAGCGAUCUUCUGUCCUCCGGACCGCAACCGUUAUGGCGACGACCCUCAUCGAGCCGAAGCAAACUACAGCUAUCAAAGCGAGGCCGGCCAAGAGUUGUGUCAAUGCCCAUCGACUUCGUAGGCGAUGCAUUUAAUCCUCCACCGGACUUUGAUGGCAUCGAGCGGCCUGCAAAACGUCGAGACUUUGGUGCCCAACCGUUGACGUCGCACAGCAUGCGAUCCUUCUUGAAUGGUGCUCUUGAUAGCAAUCCACCUUCUGACGAAGAAUUGAAAAUAGUCUCCGAUGUAGGAAUCUUACCCGCGCCGAAUACAGAAUCACGACUCGAUAUCGCCGAUCCUUUGACACAAGAGUCCACACGCCGGCCAGCUACAGAGAAUGAAUUCACGAUGCGUCCUCCUCGCUUAUCUGCGGCGCUCUCCGAACCUGCCUCCACUGUAGGAUCGGAAAGUGAAUUACGAUCACUGGACGACACCAGCACAGAUUAUCAGAGUGAUCACGCAUUCGACUCACUACCAACGAGAACUACAAGAAGUAGCUCUGGUCGACGAGGACCGCACAUUGAGACCAUAUUCGAUGAUUCACCACCUACAUAUUCGUCAGGCCGGAGCAAUAAAUUGCGCGAUUUUCUGAACGACGGCCAAACAUCUGGUGGUGACCACAAUGCUCGAUAUCGACACAGCAUAAUUGAGGAGGAGGGGAGCGUACUCAGCACACCUGUACGAUCAAUUCACAAUCGGAGCGUCACAAACACGCCGUCUGCGCGACCUGGUGCUUCUGACAUAUUUGCCUCGUCACCACCCACUAUGAACCUCGUCCCCGAUCUUGACGAUCUAGAUUGGGACGCUGAAGAAGAGGACGAGUCUACAUCCAAGCUGGUCUCGGAAGCUAGAGUUCGAUCCCAUGGUCACUCACCGAACGGAACGCCGGCGAGCAAAUCGAUCCCAUUUCGACUUGGGCCUAACUUGCGCUUUUCCAGCCCAGACUCCCCAACACAAAGUCCGUACCGCAAUAAUGUCACAGCCCUGGACCGGACAAACUUGUUUGAUUGGUCUGAGCCUCAACCCAGCCCGGGACAAUCGAAAAACUCGCCGCCGCGGCCGAGAACUGUUCACGGGAAAAAGGAUCAGGACAGCAGAGGGAGUCGGCCAAUCGGUCGCCGGCCUGUGAGCGGCAUGCAUGCUCGAAGUCACAGUGUGCCAGUGGCUCCAGAUGUCGACAACAAACGAUCGAAUCUCAUUGCCAACAAAUUUGGCACCUGGGGAGUUGGCAGCAAAGGAGUGACUGAGGAUUGGGACGAGGACUUCGAUUUCACGCAACCUGAUGCGAUCGCCACUAACAAUGAUGAUUCUACAUCUGGCGGGAAGCGAAUCGACAGCGGCCGUGAUUUUGACGUGCCGCAAAUGGUCAAAGCCUCGCAGGAGAAUGUCGUCGCCAAUAUCGGCCUUUUGCGGGAAUGGGGACUUCUCAUCGAGGAGCUUAAAGAGUUGCGCAUCCGGGCAGUCGCACUGGACAUGCUGAAUGGCCCACACGCUCAGGCAUGGCGCGAGGUCGAUGCUAUGGUGGAGCUCGCGGACCAGGAAUCCGAGGAGCAGACACUGGAACCUCGCCGCUCGCCGCCGUCAUCUCCGGGCUUUGAUUUCGACGCCUUCGAAGACACUGGUGCGGCAGUACGUCCAUCUUCCCGCCGUCCUUCGAUUAUCACUCUCUCUGAGCCUGUGCUGCCCGUCCCUGGAACGCCAACUGAUAUUUCCAAAUCUAAUUCACGACAGAACACGCCAUCACGACCUCGCAAGGAUUCCGAACUGGUGGCACAGAGCGUCAUUGCAGCGCUACAAGGCAAACGCAGCAAUGUGGCGGACCCUGGAUCUCUUGCGCCUGCCGGCCGAACGAAGAAAGUUCCCUUCGACACAGCCACCCUGCGACACAUCGUGCCAUAUGUCAACGCUCUCAAACGGAAGGUCAAAGACGCCUUGCGUGAGACCGAAGGUCUCUAUACGACGCCACAACGCCGGCGCGGCUCUCCACCGCCGUCGGUCGACCGGCAAUCAUUCUCCGGAGGUGCACCUCCCUUCCGGAGCAUUUUCAACGACUUCACUUAUGACGACGGGCCCAAAGACACGAUUACAACAACCACAACCAAAAUGACUCAACGAUCGCCUGGCUCGGCGACACCGUUCGACGACUACAAUAAUGACGAUGAAAAAAAAGCAGACGAAGAAGCGACCGAAAUGCCUCGGUCCGCACAGUCUUCUGAUGAUCUGAUUAAGAGGAUGCAGGGAAUGAGCCUGCCAGCCUCCUCAUGA